Messenger RNA from Rhipicephalus microplus (southern cattle tick), 1214 nucleotides. Its product is annotated as snRNA-activating protein complex subunit 4. NCBI's taxonomy places the organism in Eukaryota, Metazoa, Arthropoda, Arachnida, Ixodida, Ixodidae. Gene Ontology annotation, biological process: snRNA transcription by RNA polymerase II; snRNA transcription by RNA polymerase III. Gene Ontology annotation, molecular function: RNA polymerase III type 3 promoter sequence-specific DNA binding; RNA polymerase II cis-regulatory region sequence-specific DNA binding. Gene Ontology annotation, cellular component: snRNA-activating protein complex. The record is from RefSeq and is a predicted model, not a curated record.
GGUCGAGCCUUGCAGAGAUGCCAACUGACCUCCGAAGCCUCCUGUCACUCAACCGUGCCUACCAAGCGUUGCUCGACAACGCCAUAUGUGAGUUGGCAGAAAGGCUAGAAGAGAACAGGCAGCUGAGGAUGGAACUUUUGGCAAAGCUCUCCGAGCGAUCUGCACGACCCGCAAAGCCGAAGGUGCGCAAAAACUGGUACCACUCGCUGGUGUUCCACCACCCAUACUUCAGGGACAUCAAUGGAAUGCGGGCGCCCAUGAACGAAGAUGAGAAGAUCAAGCGAGCCAACAAGGAGAUGGACCCGUACCUCACCCCACCUUUGCAUUGGAGCGCCGAGGAAAACCGCAUGCUGGUGGAAGCAGUGAAGAGCAACGUGCUGCAGCAGAGUCUCGAGUCCAUGAUGGACCGCAAGGAGGCCCUGGCACAGAAGAUUCUGGAGACUGAGGAUCCCGACCAGAUAGCCGAAAUCACCGCUCGCAUAGACCAGCUGGAGGAGCAGAUGGCCAAGACUCGCGAUCUGAGCCUGGAAGAGCUGCUGGAGCAGGCUACGCGCCCCAUUGACUGGCUGCGCAUUGCAGCUGUCGACAUGCGGACGAACCGGACAGCAUUCGACUGCGAGGCGAGGUGGCGCAACCUUCUGGACGUGCGCCUGAACCAGGGCCCCUGGACGCCCGAGGAGGACGAGCGCCUGGCAACCGUGGCCGCCAAGUGGAAAGGGCGCAACUGGGACCAGAUUGCCCAGGAGUUGAAGACCAACCGCAGCGCGUACCAGUGUGCGCAACGCUACACGAGCCAUCACGUGAGGUGCCACAACACGGGCUCCUUCACGGAGGAGGAGAACCACAAACUAAAGCGCCUCAUCUCCGUCUGCUCCGAUGGGGACAACAUAUCCUGGUCACAGGUGUCUCACUAUAUGGACUCCCGGUCUAAGAAGCAGCUGAUAAACCGCUACCACCGGUCCCUGCAUCCGAACAUGCAGCGGGGCCGCUGGUCAGCGCAGGAAGAUGUCAUGCUGCUCGUCGCUGUGAAGCUGUACGGGGACGUUAGCUGGUCCAAGGUGGCAAGCAUGGUGCCCGGUCGUACACACGGCCAGUGCAGGGAUCGCUACAUGGACAACUUUGCCCAGCGGUUUGUCUCGGGGCCGUUCACUUCGGAUGAAGACUGCACGCUGCUGCAGCUGGUGCAGAAGUACGGAGCUGGCCACUGGGCCAUG